ACUUUGCAAAACAAGUAUGAAGUAACAACCCACCCCUGACCCGAGCCAAAACCCCUAAAAAACCAGUUGCCUCUUCUUCUACCUCUUCUUCUCGGCGGUCGAUCAAAGCAUAAUCCUAAAGCCGAGAGGAGGUGCUGGAGCGACGGAGAUGGGUACACAAGAGCAUCAGAUCGACCUAGGUCACCUUCUGGCCUUCGACCCACUUCACCACUUCCCUUCUCCCCCCUCUUCCAGGGAAGAGCUAGUGAAGGAGUGUUUACAAAAGGGCACUGAGCUAGUCCAAUCAAUCGCAGACACCCUUUUCAACUUACCUUCAACCGAAGACAUAGAUGGCCCCUUAGUCAAGUUGCCUCCGCCGACGACAAGAUUGCCUAGAGAAAAGCAUCUGCCUAAGCCUAAACCACCUACAAAAUGGGAGUUGUUUGCCAAAGCUAAAGGUAUAAAGAACCGCAAAAAAGAUAAAAUCGUUUACGAUGAGCAAACUGGUACUUGGAAGCGUCGCCAUGGAUAUGAUCGUGUAAAUGAUGAUGAAGAUAUACCUAUUAUUGAGGCCAAAAUGACUGAUGAAGCAGGAGAGGAUCCUUUUGCUAAGAGACGAGCAGAAAAGAAGAAACGAGUUGAAAAACAAGGGAAGAAUCGGUUACAGAAUCUCAAACAAGCUGCAAAAGUUGGUGCUUUGCCAAGCCACAUUCAACUUGCUGCCACAGCCUUACCUAUUACUGGAACCCAAACUGCCCCAAAGAAAGUCAGCAAAAAUGAACUUGAGGAUGUAGCCAGCAUGGCCGCCACUGCAACAGCCAGUGGUGGGAAAUUUGACAAGAAGUUGCCUGGAGAAAAACCUGAAAAACAUAAAGGAAAGUAUCGCAAGUUCCUGCCGGUAGUGGAAGGGACAGGAAUUGGAUCACUAGAGAAGCAGCAAACUGAAAAAAUUUUGAACAAGCUAAUCUCCAAGAAUUCCCAUGAGAUACUCAAUGUUGACAAGGCUAUUAACAUGUACAAUGUGAAGAAAGAGAAGAAAAGAAAGAAUCGACAGGGGAAGGAUUCAUCAACUUCAAGCAAGUUGAAACCAAAGAAGCAACUUCAGAAGAAGUCAUUAAAGAAAGGAACUUCCAAGAAAGGGAAGUCAAAAUGAAUGUAGUAUUUAUGUUCAAAAGGUGAAGAAAAGGAAUUUUUUUUCAUUUUUUUUCUCUCUCCUGUACUUCGGUCUUCCCUAGUUUAUGGAUUACAUUAUUACAUAAAACUUACAUAUCGGCUGACCUAUUUGAUAAAAAGUUAUAACAUACUUCCUACUCAUCAAUUUUUAUUAUUAUUAUUUUUU
This is a messenger RNA of Vitis vinifera (wine grape), 1318 nucleotides long. Its product is annotated as ribosome biogenesis regulatory protein homolog. The record is from RefSeq and is a predicted model, not a curated record. The transcript is spliced from 8 exons. The coding region runs from base 149 to 1132 and encodes 327 amino acids. Lineage: Eukaryota; Viridiplantae; Streptophyta; Magnoliopsida; Vitales; Vitaceae. Gene Ontology annotation, cellular component: preribosome, large subunit precursor; nucleus; nucleolus. Gene Ontology annotation, biological process: ribosomal large subunit export from nucleus; ribosome biogenesis; ribosomal large subunit biogenesis. Gene Ontology annotation, molecular function: protein binding.